Adineta steineri is the source of this 1034-nucleotide messenger RNA. NCBI's taxonomy places the organism in Eukaryota, Metazoa, Rotifera, Eurotatoria, Adinetida, Adinetidae. The record is from the annotation of a GenBank genome assembly.
AUGAGUAUUAAAGUACGAAUACAAUUGAUAAAAUACAAAUCAAAAGAUUAUUUAAUGAAUUGUAAUUUAUUUUCAUCGAUUCCACCUACAAAUGAUCAGCAUAAACUUCGAAAUCAACGUAUCUCAACAAGAUUAUUCAUUAUUUUUUUGGCUUUAUCAUUAACUAUUCUUCUUCUCUAUACUUCAUUAAUCGAUAUUACACAAACUAUUAAUAUUAAAACACCAACAAUUCAGCAAUACUCUAAUCUAUAUUCAACUUAUUCGCAAACAUUAAAAUGCGAUUGUGCACAAAUAUCCAUCAGUUACGACAAAUUUCUUGAUAUUAAAUACACAUUUCAUCAUUUAUGUAACAGUGAUUUUGUUAGUCAAAAGUGGAUUAAUUAUCUAUUCAAUAGUCGUGGAAAUAUUUUUCUGUUACCUUAUGAUUUUCGAGAGACAGUUCCAUUUACAUUUCAAGCAUUGACUACAUUUUGUAAUUUAGCCGAUCAAACAAUCAGUAAUCGUUUGACACAGUUUUAUUCAAAUCAAUUUAUUAGUGCAUUUGUUGUACCUUUAGAAACCUUUCAACUUCAAGCUGACUCUUUCAUUACUCAAUUUAUAUUAAUAAUGACGAAUGACUUUUUAUUAUCACUUUCGACAAUAGAACAAAUGACUCAAAGUAAUGCAUUACUGUCUGGAAAAAUAACAAACUAUGGAAUUUAUGUAUAUAAUGGUUAUCUACGUUUAUAUCCAUAUAUAUAUUGGUAUGGUAGUUGUAGUUGUGUAAGUUCAGCCACAUGUGGUUAUAUUUCUCCAAUUUAUCGAGAUAAUAGCAAUACAGUAGUAUACUCGGUACCCGGUAUGAUCAGUGGAUGUUUCAUUGUUAGAUCAUUACUUCAAUCUGAUCUUCGGUGUUUUUAUAAUCAAACAUGUAUAGCUAAAGUAGAAUCAUAUUUUGAAGGAGCUUCACCAAUGAAUGUCACCUCUCUUGACCAAGCUUUAUUAACGACAUUCUCUAUAAACUCAACAGUCGAAGAUAUUCUUAAUAGUUUAAU